AUGCCUUCGCGAUCAGAGAUUGCUUACUUCGGCGCUGGUCCUGCCCCUCUUCCAACUGCUGUUGUUGAGGCCGGCGCCAAAGCCUUCGUCAACUACAAUGAGAGUGGCCUGGGACUAGGGGAAAUCUCCCACCGAUCUCCAGCCGCCAACCAGAUCCUCGCCGAUACCAAGGCAGCCCUAAUUACCCUGCUCGACAUACCGGAGAACUACGAGAUACUGUUCCUUCAAGGCGGUGGAACAGGCGAGUUCAGCGCGGUCGUACAAAACCUGGUCAGCGUCUGGGUUGAACGGAGAAGGCGCAAAGUCGCAGCUCAAUUCGGCGACGAUGAGGCUAAAGUCGUCGCAGAAUUGAAGAGACAGGUUGACGAGGAGUUAAAGCUGGAUUAUAUCGUCACUGGAUCCUGGUCCUCGAAGGCAUCUCAGGAAGCAAAGAGAUUGGUUGGAGAGAAGUUUGUUAACGUUGCUGUUGAUCCGAGAGCAGCGAAUGGCGGGAAAUUUGGGACGAUUCCGGCUGAGGAGGAAUGGAAGCUUACCAAGACGAAGAGUGAAGGAGGCAAAAGUGCACCGGCAUUCGUGUACUUUUGUGACAACGAAACUGUGGAUGGUGUCGAGUUUCCUGCCUUCCCAAAGGUAUUGGAGAAUGCGCAGGAUAUAAACGAGGAAGAUGAACGGCUAGUGGUGGCUGAUAUGAGCUCCAACUUCCUCAGCAGGAAGAUAGACGUGAAGAAGUACGCUGUGAUAUUCGGAGGAGCUCAGAAAAAUAUUGGUGUUACAGGGGUCACUCUGAUCAUCGUCCGCAAGGACCUUCUACCUCCUCAUACCGCCACGCCAUGCCCGUCUCUACUCCGCCAGCUUAAUAUUGGCGGGCUUCCAGGGCCCAUCGUCAUGGACUAUGCGAUCACCGCCAAGAACAACUCCCUAUACAACACGCUUCCAAUCUUCACCCUCUGGAUUGCCGGUCAAGUUAUUGCUGCCUUGGUCAAAACUCACGGCGAGGCUAAAGUCGCGGGUCAGGAAGACAUUGUGGAGAAGAAAACCGCUCUUCUCUAUGGCGCACUCGACAAGUAUCCCAAGGUGUAUCAGGUGGUUCCCCACAAAAGCGUACGCAGCAGGAUGAACGUCUGCUUCCGUGUAUCCGGAGGAGACGCCGAGAAAGAGAAGGAAUUUAUUGCUGGCGCAGAGAAACGCCUCCUUCAGGGGCUGAAGGGUCAUCGAAGCGUUGGCGGCAUCCGAGCCAGCAAUUACAACGCCGUUUCACUAGAAAAUGUGGAAAAGCUGGUGCAGUACCUGAAUGACUUUGCCAGUGCAUAUUUUUCUGGGUAUGGCAGGCCAUAA
Messenger RNA from Arthroderma uncinatum, 1335 nucleotides. Its product is annotated as phosphoserine aminotransferase. Gene Ontology annotation, molecular function: pyridoxal phosphate binding; O-phospho-L-serine:2-oxoglutarate transaminase activity. The transcript is spliced from 2 exons. Gene Ontology annotation, biological process: L-serine biosynthetic process. NCBI's taxonomy places the organism in Eukaryota, Fungi, Ascomycota, Eurotiomycetes, Onygenales, Arthrodermataceae. Gene Ontology annotation, cellular component: cytoplasm. The record is from RefSeq and is a predicted model, not a curated record. The coding region runs from base 1 to 1335 and encodes 444 amino acids.